This is a messenger RNA of Labrus bergylta (ballan wrasse), 1671 nucleotides long. The record is from RefSeq and is a predicted model, not a curated record. Lineage: Eukaryota; Metazoa; Chordata; Actinopteri; Labriformes; Labridae.
AAAACUUGUUUAAAAAACGCAAUCCUGCGAUGGAGCUGAGGAUGACGACGACUGCCAUGGACACAAACAACAACAACAACAACAACAACAACAACACAGGAGGUGUCAUCUCUUACAUCGGUUCCUCUGGAGGCUCUCCGCCCAGGACAAGUCCAGUCUCCAUGUACAGCGAGAACUCCUCCUCGUCUUUGACUCCCUCCUUCCUCAGCAGCAGCGGCAGCUCAAGCUCGGGCUCUGCAGGCGAUGACGGCUCCUCUUCCGCCUCCUCUUCAGCAGGAGGCUCGCCGAGAGGCCGAGACGACGGAGGCCCUGUGAGGGCAUCGCCCAGCAAGUCUGUGGCCAGUCUGACCAAACUCAAUGGCAUGGUGUUGCUGUGUAAGGUCUGUGGAGACGUGGCCUCAGGUUUCCAUUAUGGAGUUCAUGCGUGCGAAGGAUGCAAGGGAUUUUUCCGCCGCAGCAUCCAGCAGAACAUUCAGUAUAAGAAGUGUCUGAAGAACGAGAGCUGCACCAUCAUGAGGAUAAACAGGAAUCGCUGUCAGCAGUGUCGCUUUAAGAAGUGCCUGUCUGUGGGCAUGAGCCGCGACGCCGUUCGUUUCGGUCGGAUCCCGAAGCGCGAGAAGCAAAGGAUGCUGGCUGAGAUGCAGAGCGCCAUGAACAACAUGGCGAACAUGCAGAACGAUUUCCAGCUAGCCAGCCUCACCUCCUCCUCCUCCCCCUCCCCCGCCUCUUCAUCCUCUCCGUUGCGGGUGACCAUCGCCCCCAGCCUCCGCCCAGCUCUGCCUUUGGCUCCCGCCUCGCCCUCCCCUCCCGCUCCAGCCACUUCCUCCUCACCCCCUCCUCUUCCUCCUCCCCUUUUCCUCCCUUCUCUGCCAGAGCCCUCCCCGCCCCUCACCCCCCUCCAGCCCUGGUUGGACACCACCAUCAGCGCCAUCGUAGCUCACCGCGAGACCUUCCUGUAUGCUCAUGACAAACUAGCCAAUCCCCACACGCCACCUCAGCAACAGCAGAAUAACCACGCCCACUACGCAACAAUGAGGCGGAGCACUGGGGCCCAACAGGUGCCAAAACGGCACUACCUGCAGCAGGACAACAGCAGGAACAUUACGCAUCAUCACCAAGGCAACAGGAAGCGGACCCUGCCACAACAGCAAUAUGAUUGGAGAGAAGGGUUCAACGACCCCGGGACCCAGGGGCAGAACUGUCCAAUGAAGAACCGCACCGGGAUAGUGUUGGCCUGCCCAAUGAACAUGCAGCCUCAAGCCGACCCCGCGAAGAACCCUCAGGAAAUCUGGGAGGACUUCUCCGUGUCCUUCACCCCUGCUGUCAAGGAGGUGGUGGAGUUUGCCAAACACAUCCCCGGAUUCAGUUCUCUGACUGAGAACGACCAGGUCACCUUGCUCAAGGCGGGCACCUUUGAGGUGCUGAUGGUGCGCUUCGCUUCCCUUUUCAAUGUGAAGGAGCAGACUGUGACUUUCAUCUCUGGCGCCACCUACAGCCUAGUGGAGCUGCAGGCAAUGGGGAUGAACGAGCUGCUGAGUGCCAUGUUCGACUUCAGCCACAAACUGGCUGUGCUGGAGCUGAGCGCCCAGGAACUGGGACUGUUCACCGCCGUGGUGCUGGUGUCUGCAGAUCGGUCUGGUAUCGAGAAUGUGGCGUCAGUGGAGCAGCUGC